Messenger RNA from Hypoxylon trugodes, 1257 nucleotides. RefSeq lists its product as uncharacterized. The transcript has 3 exons. The record is from RefSeq and is a predicted model, not a curated record. NCBI's taxonomy places the organism in Eukaryota, Fungi, Ascomycota, Sordariomycetes, Xylariales, Hypoxylaceae. The coding region runs from base 1 to 1257 and encodes 418 amino acids.
AUGUCGACCCCCAAGUACCACGGCAUCGAGGCUAAUUUCCUCAGCCUGAAAAACAUGCAAAAGCUUCCCACGGAAAGCGAAGAACGAAAACGAAAGAUAAUCAGGAGAUGUAAUUGGUACAUGUUUAGCUCUACCCUAAUUAGGGGGCCCGAGCUCCAUGAUAAUUUUGACUUCUUUACGUUGUGUAGGAAUGUUGAAGCAAAUUGCCCCCCUGAACAGGAGAAGCCGAAUCAAAAGCUAGCAGAGGAACCUCCCACAGAAGCUUUUCUAGCCAAAUAUCAUAAACCGUAUUUCCAAGGAACUAUCGCAUGGCACGCGAGACAAGAUACUAUAUCUGUUGAGCAGAUCCACAAGCUCCUUGCCGAUGCCUGGGAGAGAUGGCAACAUGUCAGUAUCAAGGCAAAGCAACUUGAGGAGGCCAUCGACGAAAUCCCAAGGCCGGAGCUUAUCACGAAAGUGGUGUGCCUGGGACUCGGCCGUAUUAUUGCAAGAAGGCCUCAUCAUUCCGAGCCUCAACCGGCGGAGGAGGACUUCGAUAACAUGGUUUACCCACGAAACAUCGCUCAACACAUCGCCGCGAUUGCCAUCGUCAAGCAGCUAGAGAAAAAGACGGGCAAGCCGAGACGCCUCUACACAGCGGAUCCGGAAUACGGAAUCCAACACAAGGUGGCCCUUGAGACAUUUCCAUAUGGAAAAUUCACCGUUCUAGACCCGAGUUAUGGUAACCACGAACAAUUUGCCAUUAUUGACGACUCUACCCUAGUAUUUAACAUGGCAAGCCUACCACAAUGUCCGACCAUGCGCAUAAUUCAGGAAUACGCUCGACCAGUCGCUAUUAUUACGAGAGAGAUACCCCGAGAAGGAAAGUUCCAGGACAGACUCUGGUUUGAAGUUACGGAGGAGAACGGUAACAAAGUCCAGAUACCCGGUUGCGCUGACUUACCAAUGCCCGACGGUUGCUCCGAAAUAGGUGGAUUGUGCCCGAAGCGCGUUCGUGAUAUGAUACUUUACGAAUAUAAUAUCGAGGAAAGUUUCCCGGCAGAAGGGGAUAAGAGCCAGUAUCUGUGGGGUGAAUGCGACCUCGUAGAUUAUAAAUCUCGCGAUGUAUUCAAUACGAAUGUCGGUGGUUAUUGGUGGUCGCAUACUCGACUCUAUGCUCGUAAAUCUGGUUUGGAAUACUUGAAGGGAAUGUACUCGGGGUAUGUGGAGCGGGUUAAGGAUGUUCUUGAGCACGCGCAAUUAAGCAAGAUUACGUAG